Molecule: messenger RNA, 1149 nt
Organism: Pelagomonas calceolata
Lineage: Eukaryota; Pelagophyceae; Pelagomonadales; Pelagomonadaceae
Source: the annotation of a GenBank genome assembly
CCCGUCGGGCUGGCAGCGCCACUUGCUCCACUCGUCCGGCAUCGUCGUCGCGCGGAACGUCAGCGAGAUCCGCUGGCCGGCGGCGCCGUACUUGAUGUCCGCGGGCUUGAUCGAGUGGUUGAACUUCCAGCGCGCAUCGCCCGUGAAGACGAGGAGGCUCCGCGGCGGGAGGCGGACGCGGAGCGGCGCGAGGUUACGGUACCGGGCGAGCUUCUCGGACUCCUUCAGCUCGAAGGUCAUCACCGUCUCCGCCGCGAGCGUCAGCAGGCAGACCGUCGGCCCAGACCAGGGGUCAUCGGAGUGGGCGCCGAUCUGGCCGUCCGGCGGCGUGUAGCGCAGGCAGUCGAGCCGCGUCGGCAGGAAUGCCGGCAGCCCGAGGUCGUUGAUGCUGCGCGCGAGCGGCUGCGCCCACUCCGGAAUCGGCGGCGGCGCCUCCGCGGGCGGGUCCGGGCCCUUUAUCGGGACCUUCUCGUACGUGCCCGCGCGAGGCGUGCCCGCCCAUACUUUCUGCGCCCGGCGGUUCAUCACGCACGGGUAGCCGCCCUGGUUCUCCGUGCCGAAACCCAUGUGCCGGUGCACGCGCCCCGCGCCACUGAUGUGGUUCCCACCCAGCAGGACCGGCUCGACGGCGCGCACGAGGUCGCGCUCCUCGUCGGCCGUCACGAAAUCGUGGAACACGACCAGGCCCUUCACGGGAGGCACGGUGUGGGCGCGCACGCGGUCCGGGAGCCCUACGACCCCACCGGAUUUGAACGACGCGGGAUCCUCGAGGUACGAAUUGACCGGCCGUUCUCGACCCAUCAUGGCUUUGAACGGGUUUCUCUUCUUCGCCGGCGGCUGCUCGUGCGAGGAGGAAUCGUCCCGGUCGCGCUUGCGCGGCGGCGCGGGCGCGGGCGCCUCGUCGUCCGACGACGACGCGAGCUCCAGCGGUGCUGCAGCGUCGCCGCUGCCGCCGAUGAUCCGCGGCGACGACGGCUUCGUCGCAUCCUCGGCGUCGACAUCGAUGGCAGCAGCCAGGGAGGCCAUGGCCAAGCUAUGCGAGACGCAGGUAGCGAUGCAAAAUUCUACCGCAGCAGUGCGCAGGAGUGUAUGACACUACCAAAUCGCUAGCAAAACGCGAAUGCAGAGGAGUGCGCGCCCCGCCACGCU